Messenger RNA from Symbiodinium sp. CCMP2592, 1116 nucleotides. Lineage: Eukaryota; Dinophyceae; Suessiales; Symbiodiniaceae. The record is from the annotation of a GenBank genome assembly.
AUGGCAGAGGAGCAGAAGCCGAAAUUUCCGCCACAUCGGGAUCGGAAGCUCUCUUCGGGUGCAUGCUUGGGCUUGGACAUCACGGCCUUCGAAAAUGCUCGGCGAAAAUCGUUGGCCUCGCCGCUGCAGCUGCAGGUCCAGGCCUUGAAAGACGGGAAUCCGGAGGAGGGGCGACCCUCUUCGCAAGUCAUGAAGCGGCGUGCAUCCAUGCCAGCAAGCAAGGAGGAAGCUGAGGCACAGGCCAAGGCCAAGCCUCAACCCAUGCCGAGCUUCCGAGACUCGAUGAGGAACAAGGCUCGCGAGACAUUCCUCCGAAAGCGCAAGACCAACUCGGGCUCCAGGAUCAGUGUUGACAAGGAUCCCGAGCUCUAUCCCGGCCGGGAUUUGCUGCCGGAAACUGUCAAGGCUCUGGACAUCCCGACAGCCAUCGACAUCUUUCAGUACCAUGACAGGGUGCGAGCACACGGCAAUACAGGUCUCUUAGACCGACGGACCUUCUCCGAGAUGCUUUUUGCCAUAGCCCGGGGCAAGGAGUACAUGACCACCGAAUGGUGCGAUGCAAUCUUCAAUGCUUUGGACUACGAGCACGCUGGGGUGCUGGAUCAAGAUCAAUUUCUCGGUUGGGCCUUCAACUCUUUGAACAACUACUUCAGUGACGUCCGGCGGCGAUUUCACAUAGUGAAAGAACCCGACUUGCGAGAGCUCCUGACCGGUUUGGGUGCAACUCCCGGAAGCGGCUUCUCGCAGCAGUUCCUGAUCAGCAAGGAGGAGUUCUGGUUUGUCGUCGAGACCUGCAGCAUCAAGCUGUCGAGAAAAGCUUGCGAAGAGCUUCACGAGCGGCUUGACCUUGACAAAACCGGAAGUCUGGAACUCACAGAGUUCCUAAACUGGGUCUAUCCUGGACGUGAGCUGCACCAGCUACAGCAGAAGCUCGACAGCCUUCGUCGGCAAAUUCCUGAUGACUCUGAUGAAGAUAAUGGCAUCGCUGAAGACGGUUACAAACCUCCGAAGAGACCCAUUUGGGAAAUGCUGUCGAAGAACGCGGUGGUGCUGGAGUUCACGAUUGCCCAGGCCUAUCAGCCCAAGAUCAAGCACCUCAAGGACGCGGUCAUGUAG